Mercenaria mercenaria is the source of this 5813-nucleotide messenger RNA. RefSeq lists its product as uncharacterized. Gene Ontology annotation, molecular function: 3'-5' exonuclease activity; nucleic acid binding. The coding region runs from base 7 to 2511 and encodes 834 amino acids. The transcript has 11 exons. The record is from RefSeq and is a predicted model, not a curated record. Gene Ontology annotation, biological process: nucleobase-containing compound metabolic process. Lineage: Eukaryota; Metazoa; Mollusca; Bivalvia; Venerida; Veneridae.
UCCAAAAUGGAGCUCGAAGGUGCGAUAGGAAGACGUGUUAAAAUAUUGCUGGAAGAUGGAACCAAUAUUGAUGGAUUUGUGCACUCUCUCAGUGCAAACUCAGGCAAAAUAUCUUUGGAAAAGGUUGACUGUUUUGAGAAUGGCAGAAAGAAAAAACUAGUUGGACUUCAACAUUACUUUGCAGAAGAAAUCACAAGUAUUGUUGUUACAGAAGAUGUGUGUAAACACAAGAAGAAAACAAAAUCACAAGAGAGUGUGUUGCCUAUAGCAGCAAAUAUGACAAGUGCCCUUGCUGUUAGGGGACUUUUAAUGCUGGGAAAUAGUCAUGUUCAUAAAUUAUAUGGUAAAUGUUUUCUAAUUUGCUACAUUUUAGCAUUGACGUCCUCAGGAAAUGAGACAGGUAGCAGUGACUCGGACAUUGAUGCUCUCCCACAGUCUGACGAAUACACCAUUAUACCCAAGCUGUGCAAUACAUUCUAUGAAUCUGUCACAUACAUUAAGAAGCAUCAAGUGGUUGCCGUGGCAAUGGAGGGUAUAUCUAUAGGAAGAUUUGGCAGGCUUUGUUGGUUACAGAUUGCUGUGCCAGGGCAUGUGUUCAUGUUUGAUGUACUACAGAUGGGCAGAGCAUGUUUUGAGGAAGGGGUGAAAAGUAUCCUGGAAAGUGAAGAUAUACUCAAGGUGCUGCACGACUGUCGUAUGGUAUCGGACCUGUUACAUCACCAAUAUGACAUCAACAUUAUCAAUGUGUUUGAUACACAGGUUGCUAACGUAUUUGUGUACAGAUUAAGACAUCAUCAUGACUGGCCGAGAUAUGUUGAUGGUUUAGGAUCAGCUCUGGUUCAACAUCUAGACCUAUCCAUGGAAGAAGUUAACUGGGCUGUUGUCAGAGAAAGACGUAGAGAGGAAGAUGAGGAGGUGUGGAGGGAGAGACCACCACAGCGCCACCUAGUGGAGGCUGCUGUAAAGAACGUCAAACAUCUGAUUGAGCUACGUAUGGUACUGAUGGAGAAAAUGAUGGAGGAAUUUGUAGCAGGAGUCAAUAUUUACCUGAUGCAUGUACGAGAUGCCUCCGAUAAUGAUGCUAAAAGAUACCAGACAACCCCUCAUCUUUUACCUGUAGCAUUUCAAGAUAUCCGGGCCUUCAUGUCAUCAUACAGAGGACAGAAUCCCCACUUUAAUGUCCGAGAGGUGCCAAAAGACAUGAAUGGAUUCCGUGAGAACUGCUCAGGUAUUGUUCAGCCGGAUGUCUAUUUCUCCAAGGAUUCAAUCUGGCAUGGGGGAUCAAAGAAAACUGGUAUUAAAGGUCCGAGAUCUAUUUCUUCAGUUAUGAAUUCACAAGUCUCAUCUCAGGGAAGCUGUGCCGCAUCUGCUGACAAACAAUCUGCAACAGAAUCUCAGGAAAGUAGUUCCGUCUCAACACAUAAACACAACACUUCUCAAAGUGACAUUGACUCCAUCCACAGGAACAAAACUGAUAUUCCUACCCAAAGACUCAUUCAUACCUCUACAGAGAGUGGCAAUGAUUCUAUUCAGUCAUGUGAAACUGUUAUUCCUUCACGAAGAAAUAUUCAUACAUCACCAGAUAGUGAUCUCGUUUCUAAAGCAGUCGCUGCAAUGAACGCAAAAAAGCUUGAAAUGGAGGGGGAGAUAUCUCAGUCAGAAUUCUGUGAAACAAAAUUUAAUCCCCAAAAUAUAAGAAAUCUUGAUGCAUUCGGAGAAACAUCCAUUGCAACAAAAGAUUUGAAUGCUGCAGAGCUCAGAGGAGGAAGCCUGAUGCGAGCACUUGUGCAUGAACAAGACGCUACAGGAUUUGAGGCUACAGCUGAUAUAGAAAAUUUCACUAUUUUACCCGCUGGAAAGAUGGUUAGUGUAGCAAAAAAGACGAAAGUGGUAUCGAGCGGUGACCUAAACGAUUCAGUGAUGCAUCGAGAGAAGAGUGCGUCUCGGUCAAUGCCUCAUUCAGUAGGUUGCACACAAGGUGUUUGUGUUCGUAAUGGUAAAAUUUCUCCUGAACACAGUCAGCCAGUUUCAAGAAGUCAGCGAGAGGAAUUGCGUCCAGCUAUACCAGGUGGAGAUAUUGCCACUUAUUCUCCGCCGCGGAAAUCACGGCUGACUGAACAGGAACUUCUUAUGCUAGAGAGACUUCAGAAUUCCCAGCUAGGUAGAAUGCAUGAGCAAGAUGUGUUAGACAUGCAGAAGCACAAAUCUUCGUCUGACAAUGAUACUCCGUCACAUAGACCUUCGUCUCAGGGAGCUAGAAAAAGUAAUCGUCUCAUCGAGCAACUUCAGGGAAAGUCAUCCACUCAUUUCUAUUCUUCUGAUUCAGGAAACUUAGCAUCAUUUCCUCGUCAGAUGAAAGACUCUCAUAAUUCUACAAGUGAUUUAGGCCAUUUUAAUGGGUACGGCAGCAGUGCUUCUGAGAAGGAUGGACCUCACUUGUCUUCAGUGCCAUCAGAAACUAACGCAAAACUCAAAAGCCUUUUCCAGAAGUUGAAACAACAAUCAGAAUAGUUGAUACAUGAACUUUUGAAAGAUUGAAAAUUUUUAAUAUUUUAUGUUUUAUUAUUAAUGGUGAGUGGGGAUAAGGCAGCUGACAUAAUAUUAGAGGAACCAAUUUGCAGGUAGAAAUAACAGUGCAACUAGAAUAGUAAUUUGCUGUGUCAAAUCCUUUUUAUUGUUGCAAAGUCUAGGUCAGAGUUUGGAGACCAUCCUGAAAAUCAAAUAGCUGGUUGUUUGAACUAAACUCUAUUUUUAGCUUGACUUUUCAAAGAAUAGUCUAGCUAUUCUACUCACCCCGGCGUCGGCGUCACACCUUGGUUAAAGUUUUGCAUGCAAGUACAUAUGGUUAUCAUUAAAAGGCAUAAAGCUUUGAAACUUAUUUAUUCUUUUUCUAGGUCAAUUACCAACCUAAUUGGGUCAAGUUCCAUAACUCUGACAUGUAUUUUGAGCAAAUUAUGCCCCCUCCUGGUUAAAGUUUUAAAUGCAAGUUUCUGUCUCCAAAACUAAUGCAGAUAUUGAAUUGAAACUUCACUUGUGUCUUCGGGGUUAUAAAACUAGUUGAUAGCAUCAAGUCCCAUAACUCUGACCUGCAUUUUGGCAAAAUUAUGCCCCCUUUUGGACUUAGAAAAUCCUGGUUAAGGUUUUGCAUGCAAAUACAUACAGCUAUUACUUAAAGGCGUAUAGAUUUGAAACUUAUUAGCUCACCUGUCACAAAGUGACAAGGUGAGCUUUUGUGAUCGCGCGGUGUCUGUCGUCCGUCCAUGCGUCCGUAAACUUUUGCUUGUGACCUCUAGAGUGGUCACAUUUUUUGUGGGAUCUUUAUGACAGUUGGUCAGAAUGUUCAUCUUGAUGAUAUCUAGGUCAGGUUCGAAACUGGGUCACGUGCCAUCAAAAACUAGGUCAGUAGGUCUAGAAAUAGAAAAACCUUGUGACCUUUCUAGAGGCCAUAUAUUUCACAAGAUCUUCAUAAAAAUUGGUCAGAAUGUUCACCUUUGAUGAUAUCUAGGUCAAGUUCGAAACUGGGUCACGUGCCAUCAAAAACUAGGUCAGUAGGUCUAAAAAUAGAAAAACCUUUUGACCGCUCUAGAGGCCAUAUAUUUCACAAGAUCUUCAUGAAAAUUGGUCAGAAUGUUCACCUUGAUGAUAUCUAGGUCAAGUUCGAAAGUGGGUCACGUGCCGUCAAAAACUAGGUCAGUAGGUCUAAAAAUAGAAAAACCUUGUGACAUCUCUAGAGGCCAUAUAUUUCAAAAGAUCUUCUUGAAAAUUGGUCAGAACAUUCACCUUGAUGAUAUCUAGGUCAAGUUCGAAACUGGGUCACGUGCCAUCAAAAACUAGGUCAGUAGGUCAAAUAAUAGAAAAACCUUGUGACCUCUCUAGAGGCCAUAUUUUUCUCUUGUUAUAAUUUUAAUUUGUAAAUAUGCAAAAUUUACUUUAAAUUUGUUGAUUUCAGUUUAAUGUUUGAAAUAAAAAUCAACAUAAGGGUUUGCAGAAACAGAGUUGUAUUACAUGUUUGUUUUUUUACAUGUAAGUUGUUUUAAUUUAAAGAUCACUACAACUUUAUUAUCAAAUCGAGCUUAAUUUAUAAUUAUAUUUGAUAAAUUAUACCAUAUGUGCCUUCAUAGAGUGUUUAAUUGACUAUUUGAAUCGUGUUUGUCCUGUUUUAUAAGCAACAUGAUUAAUAAAAUAUAUUUUUGUGUUACAUACAUUUUUAUGCCCCCGACGGUGGGCAUAUUAAAAUCGCACUGUCCGUCCAUGUGUGCUUCCGUGUUAAUUCUCUUCUGGGCUAUAACUCUGCCAUCCAUAAAGGGAUUUUGAAAUAAUUUUGUAUAAAUGUUCACCAUAAUAAGACAAAGUGUCUUGCGCAAGACCCAGAUCCCUAGCUCCAAGGUCAAGGUCACACUUUGAGGUCAAAGGUUAACAUGGUCUGUUUCGUGUCCGGUCCAUAACUCUGCCAUCCAUAAAGGGAUUUUGAAAUAACUUUGGAUAAAUGUUUAUCAUAAUAAGAUGACUUGUCUUGCGCAAGACACAGACCCUUACCUGUAAGGUCAUGGUCACACUUAGAGGUCAAAGGUUAACAGGUUCUGUUUCUUGUUUGGUCCAUAACUCUGCCAUUCAUCAAGGGAUUUUGAAAUAACUUUGCAUAAAUGUUCCCUUUAAUGAGAUGACAUGUCAUGCUCAAGACCCAGACCCCUAGCUCCAAGGUCAGGGUCACAGAAGUCAAAGGUUAAAGUGGUCUGUUUCUUGUCUGGUCCUUAACUCUGCCAUUUAUCAAGGGAUUUGAAAAUAAUUUGACACAAAUGUUAACCAUAUUGAGAAGAUGUGUCGCACUUAUGAACCAGGUCUCUCAGGUCAAGGUCACAAAAUGAUUCAUACCUAAACUAUUCUGGCAUAUUUUGUGCAGACAACUGUAUGCCAGCAUUCUUGGGCAUGCUUCGGGGGCAUUUGUCACCAAUAGUGACAGGUCUUGUUUAAGUAACAACUAUAUUUCUAGUAGAUCUGAUUUCUCAUAUCAGCUGAGUUGGCUGUCAGAGCAAAUAAAUUUCAUAUGUCUGUCUCUGAAUUACAUGUUUACUCUGUAUAAAGUAUUGACAUUUGUUCUGGGAGAAAAAGGUGCUUUUGAUUUAAAGGUGUUUUUUCACGUUUUUUUAGCUCACCUGAGCAAUGCUCAGGUGAGUUUUUCUGAUCGCUCGAUGUCCGGCGUCUGUCGUCCGGCGUCUGUCAACAUUUAGCUUGUGUAUGCGAUAGAGGCUGUAUUUUUCAAUUAAUCUUCAUGAAUAUUGGUCAGAAUGAUAACCUUGAUGAAAUCUAGGCCGACUUCGAAAAUGGGUCAUCUCGGGUCAAAAACUAGGUCACUAGGUCAAAUCAAAGAAAAACCUUGUGUAUGCGAUAGAGGCGGUAUUUUUCAAUUGAUCUUCAUGAAUUUUGGUCAGAAUGAUUACCUUGAUGAAAUCUAGGCCGAGUUCGAAAAUGGGUCAUCUGGGGUCAAAAACUAGGUCACUAGGUCAUAUCACGUAAAAACCUUGUGUAUGCGAUAGAGGCUGUAUUUUUCAAUUGAUCUUCAUGAAUUUUGGUCAGAAUGAUUACCUUGAUGAAAUCUAGGCCGAGUUCGAAAAUGGGUCAUCUGGGGUCAAAAACUAGGUCACUAGGUCAAAUCAAAGAAAAACCUUGUGUAUGCAAUAGAGGCUGUAUUUUUCAACUGAUCUUCAUGAAAUUUAGCCAGAAUGAUUACCUUGAUAAAAUCUAGGCUGAUUUCGAAAAUGGGUCAUUUGGGGUCAAAAACUAGGUCACUAGGUCAAAUCACGUAAAAACCUUGU